Molecule: messenger RNA, 954 nt
Organism: Pecten maximus
Lineage: Eukaryota; Metazoa; Mollusca; Bivalvia; Pectinida; Pectinidae
Exons: 1
Coding region: 1-954 (317 amino acids)
Source: RefSeq, a predicted model, not a curated record
AUGACUUCCUCCUUCUCAGUUGAUAACCCAGCCAAUUACUUCUCUGUAGAUAAUCCAAUGACUUCCUCCUUCUCAGUUGAUAACCCAGCCAAUUACUUCUCUGUAGAUAAUCCAAUGACUUCAUCCUCAGUUGAUAACCCAGCCAAUACUUUCUCUGUAGAUAAUCCAAUGACUUCCCUCUUCUCAGUUGAUAACCCAGCCAAUUACUUCUCUGUAGAUAAUCUAAUGACUUCAUCCUCAGUUGAUAAUCCAGCCGAUUACCUCUCCGUAGAUAAUCUAAUGACUUCAUCCUCAGUUGAUAACCCAGCCAAUACUUUCUCUGUAGAUAAUCCAAUGACUUCCUCCUUCUCAGUUGAUAACCCAGCCAAUUACUUCUCUGUAGAUAAUCCAAUGACUUCAUCCUCAGUUGAUAACCCAGCCAAUACUUUCUCUGUAGAUAAUCCAAUGACUUCCUCCUUCUCAGUUGAUAACCCAGCCAAUUACUUCUCUGUAGAUAAUCCAAUGACUUCAUCCUCAGUUGAUAACCCAGCCAAUACUUUCUCUAUAGAUAAUCAAAUGACUUCAUCCUCAGUUGAUAACCCAGCCAAUACUUUCUCUGUAGAUAAUCAAAUGACUUCAUCCUCAGUUGAUAACCCAGCCAAUACUUUCUCUGUAGAUAAUCAAAUGACUUCAUCCUCAGUUGAUAACCCAGCCAAUACUUUCUCUGUAGAUAAUCAAAUGACUUCAUCCUCAGUUGAUAAUCCAGCCAAUACUUUCUCUGUAGAUAAUCCAAUGACUUCAUCCUCAGUUGAUAACCCAGCCAAUAUUUUCUCUGUAGAUAAUCCAAUGACUUCAUCCUCAGUUGACAAUCCACCCGAUUACCUCUCUGUAGAUAAUCCAAUGACUUCAUCCUCAGUUGAUAACCCAGCCAAUACUUUCUCUGUGUUGAUAACCCAGCCAAUACUUUCUCUGUAG